GGGCACACAAAUUGGAUACGAUUGGGCAGCGCCUAAAUAUGGUUUACUUUAGUCCGCGUGGCAUGCAACCGUGUAGUCCAUCGGGUGUUGUCGCUAUGAUGCCGCCAUCGAAAAGUCCCAUCAUGGAAACCGCCGCCAGUGAUGGCAAUCAAGCUAGCAGCGAUGCCAAGCGCUCGUGUCCACUUAAGUUCUCCAUUGCCAAGAUCAUGGAGCCGGACAACAAGCAGGCAGCGCCGCCCUCUCUUUCCUCGCUGCAACAACAACAACAACAAGAACAGCUAAAUCAGCAACAGUCUGAGGAACAUGCUCUGCUGGAGGAGGAACCACGUAACCCGGAUACGUACGCGGAUUCGGAGCGCUCAUGCAGCCCCAUUGAGGUAACGGGCGAUGAGGAGCCGGCAGCUAUGACGGCUAUCAACUACGACUCGGCCUUCAAGAAAUAUGUGCCCGGAUCAAGCUUGAGCUCCGCCACAGCUUCUGGCUCAGCCUCGGCCAGCGCUGUGCAGCAGUUUGUCAGCACGCGGCAUCAGGAACUGCUGUCGCAGUAUCCCCUGCUCUACUAUGCGCCCAACCAGCUGAUGUGCGCCGCUGCCGCCGCCCAGUACGCGGCUCUGACUGCCCAGCAGCAGACGCUGGCCAGCGCGGCGCACAUCAGUAGCUUCACAGCCUCCCUCAACGCCACGCUGCAUCAUUCGCAGACGCUGCGUCGCAACUUGGGUCAUCCACUGGCGGCAGCUGCCGCUGCUGCUGCAGUGGCUCAGUCCCAGUCUCAACAGCAGCCAUUGGCACCGCAGCAGAGCCUGGAGAAGUCUCCUAUCCGGGCUCCACAUGUGCCCCAGCAUGCCAGCCUGAAGCGCAAGCGCUCGCCCCAAGGCGACGUAACAACGCCGCCAUUGACAUUGCCGUUGCCGUUGCCGCCGCCAGUUGGAACAUCGUCGCAUUUGUCUGUGGCACGGUCGCGGUCGCCGUCGCCGCACGGCUCGAUGGAGGACAGCAGCCCGGGCUCGGCCAAUGGGGGCAAGCCGAAGACCUUCUCGUGCUUGGAGUGCGGCAAGGUUUUCAAUGCGCACUACAACCUAACACGGCAUAUGCCGGUGCAUACGGGCGCCCGGCCAUUUGUGUGCAAGGUGUGCGGCAAGGGUUUUCGGCAGGCGUCGACCCUGUGUCGCCACAAGAUCAUACACACCUCGGAGAAGCCGCACAAGUGCCAGACGUGCGGCAAGGCCUUUAAUCGCAGCUCCACGCUGAACACGCACGCUCGCAUCCAUGCCGGCUAUAAGCCAUUUGUGUGCGAGUACUGCGGCAAGGGAUUCCACCAGAAGGGCAACUACAAGAACCACAAGCUGACCCACAGCGGCGAGAAGGCGUACAAGUGCAACAUUUGCAACAAGGCGUUCCACCAGAUCUACAAUCUCACCUUCCACAUGCACACACACAACGACAAAAAGCCGUACACGUGCCGGGUCUGCGCCAAAGGCUUUUGCCGCAACUUCGACCUGAAGAAGCACAUGCGCAAGCUGCAUGAGCUCGGCGGAGAUGGCCUCGACGAUGAUCUGCCGCCGGCCUACGAGCGGCGCCGUGAGUACACCAGACGCGAGCCGCUCUCCAACUACAGCCAGGCCAGCCAGUUGACACCGGACUCCUCCUCCGGCAGCCUGUCGCCGCCCAUCAACGUUACCACCCCGCCAUUGUCCAGCGGCGAGGCCAGCAACUCGGCCUGGACGCGAACAGCCUACCAGGAGUCAUCGGCGGCCAACGCGGCCAGCAGCCACUUUCCCCAUCAUCUGCAGGCGCCGCCAGGGGGCUUGCACGGCGAUUACCCAGGCAGCUCCCCGUUUCUGCAGCUGGCUCAUCCCGCGCAACAGCAGCACCAACAGCAACGCCUCACAGCUGCCGCCCUUGAGAAUGUGCCCUUCAUAGCCAAGGUAUUUUGACAGAGAUACUAUGCGGAAAACCUCGCCAGUUGUACGGCAACGGCCACGGCAUCGUCAUCAGCAUCAGUAUCAGCGCCGGCGGCUGUGGUCACAAGUUCUUUGUCCAAAACAUUGCCAACGGCAACCAAGUCCAGCACAAGCUUGAGCAGCGAUCUGCUGAUCGAUUGA
Molecule: messenger RNA, 2102 nt
Organism: Drosophila novamexicana
Lineage: Eukaryota; Metazoa; Arthropoda; Insecta; Diptera; Drosophilidae
Product: fez family zinc finger protein erm
Exons: 2
Biological process (GO): regulation of transcription by RNA polymerase II
Molecular function (GO): DNA-binding transcription factor activity; RNA polymerase II cis-regulatory region sequence-specific DNA binding
Source: RefSeq, a predicted model, not a curated record